Biomphalaria glabrata is the source of this 4900-nucleotide messenger RNA. RefSeq lists its product as uncharacterized. The coding region runs from base 908 to 1825 and encodes 305 amino acids. The transcript is spliced from 4 exons. The record is from RefSeq and is a predicted model, not a curated record. Lineage: Eukaryota; Metazoa; Mollusca; Gastropoda; Planorbidae.
AGUCUCACAAACAGUCCAGGCCAGUACCUGCACGCGUCUACCGGUGACAUUUUUUAGAGGCCAGAGUGACGCCCCGAAAAGUCCAAAAUAGAUGGUUCGUUUUGACCAGUUACAUUCAUGUUUCUUUACUGGCACGACAAGGCUGUUAUUUCUUUCUAGGGGAAGUACUGAAAAUCACUGCUGUAGAAGUACGAUUCUUACAUGUGUCCAUUUGAACGUGUAAUUGGACUAUUAUUAAUAGGCUACAAUGACUUGAUAGCGGACUCGGAAAUGACACAGAAGUCGUAAGCCUGCUGAUAGCUCUGGGUCUAAUUAUAUUUAGUCACAAAAGUAUUACAUUGAAACAUCAUUAUUCACAAGUUAUUAAAUCUAAAUAGACGGCUAGUAUUUUCAGAUAGCAAUAAAAAAUAAACAGUCAGCGUGUUAUUAAUAGUAAUAGUUAUUCGUGCUAUCGACUUUUGUGUCAUUCAGAAACAACCCCCCCCCCCCCCCCCCCCCCCCCGGAUUUUAGGGUUCAGCGAAAACAUCCAAACGUUUGUUUGACAGGAAUAAAGAGACUUGAACUUCAUCGUCAAAUCUAGAUCUAGAUCUAUCAUCUAACAAAAGGUAGGUUUAGUAGAGCUAUAUCUACAUUUAGUACAAUAACAUGGUAUCUAGACCUAGAUCUAUCAUCUAACAAAAGGUAGAUCUACACUGUAAGGGAGAGUAUUGAACAAGUUAACCAGCAGUGCAUCUAAGGUUUCCAACCCUUACAUUGUAUCAGGUGUAGGCAGAGAACAAACACCAUCUUGACUUAAUUAAAGUCUAACAUUGGUCAACACUAAAGAUCAGAUAUUCUUCUUCUAUUUAGUCAACACUAAAGCCCAUAGAUCAGAGUUUCUCUGGUCAAUACUUCAAUUCAGACAUCAUGGCUAAAUGGAGUGAGAGAUCUGUCAUCUACAGAGUAACACUGCUGUUCAAUUAUUUUAUUUUUCUUGUUUAUGGACUGGCCUUUGCCAUUCCCACUUGGUGGGGCAUUAACUAUUUUCAAGGAUUGUGGGUUGCAUGUUCUGGCACAGAUACUUCAAUUAUGACUGGCUGCAAUGUAAAAGCGUUUGGCAGUGAUUCAGCUUGGAUGGAUGGUGUCAGGGGAGUUUGGAUUGGUGGUAUGGCAUGCUAUGUUCUAGCUGUAUUACAUAGUUUGAUUGAAAACUGUUGCACCAAAGAAGGAAGCAGAGAUUAUGGUGUGACUGGUAUACUCACACUCUUAGCAGGUGCUUGUGGUGCUGCUGGUGUAAUUACUGUGGCUGUGGAGGUGGAAACUAAUGUUGUUCAAGGUGAAUACUUCUGGGGCUUCAUGUUAGCUUGCAUCACCAGUGGCUUGGCACUCAUUAUGGCUCUGGUACUUCUCAUCACCUGUAAUAUUGUGUCUGGUGACAAGACGAAAGCUCGUACUGCUGACUAUGUCUUUAAUCGCACAGCUGCUCCAUACACCCAGGAGUUCACCAACCAGGGAUACACCAGAGAAGACUUGCCCCUCUCAAAUGGUGUCACACACCACUUCACCCCAAACCCUAACCCAAAUCCAUACACCAUGUACCCUAGUGCUCCCUACAGCACCAAUAGCCUCCAGUACCAAAGCAAUGGCAAGAAAUACCCUGGAAAUGGCUAUGACAUGAGUCGUCCCAACCAAAGACACAGCUUAGCCGAGUCAGCUGACCUGAGCAAUGGCUACACACCUGAGUUGUUACAUGCAGAGCAAACACUAACCAGAAAUCUUCAGGGUCCAAAUGGUGCAGGAUUAACAAGAAAUGAUUACCAGAUGAAUGGCAGCAGGCCUUAUUAAAACUCCUACACUGAUAUAAUCUGAUCUAUUACUGUUUGAGAUUCUAAAUAUUUUUUGUUCUGUUUUACUUCUGCACACAUACUUAGGCAAUAACCUUAAGGAAGUAAAUUCCUUGGAGAUGAUCUGUUAAUGUGCACAGCAAACAACAGGUUGCCUAAUCUUGUCGCCACCCAUCUAGACUAUCAUAACCUAAUUUAUUUAGGCUAUUUCACUAAAAAGGGUUUUAAGUUAAAAUAAUGAAAAUAUGCAUUAAACAAAUGUUAAUAACAUUAACAGCCUAUGUUGAAACUCUGAUCAGCUCAUAUGAAAUAAAAGUUAAAUUGAUUUACAGCAAGAAUUAAGGUCAUUUUUUUUUUCAAAAGCUUUUAUAUAGCACAUAUUUCAUCCUUAUAGCAUGCUCAGAGCUAUGAUCCAAUCUCAUUUGUGCACCAGUGGGGGGAGGGGAAUCUGGGAACUUUUCCAUGCUGCCUUUAGGCACUGAGUAAACACAACUCUGCUCUAGUAGGGUGUCAAACUUUAAGCCCCCUUGAUAGGUAUCCAAGCCAAGCCCAAGCAUACUUAGCCUCUCAGACACAAAUCCCCCAAAUUUGAUUUUAAGAUAAAACUACACUAGAUUACAUAACAACUGUAAAAAUUACUAAGACAAAAGAUGCAUUUUAAAAAUUCAUUUAAUUAAAAAAAAAGCAUAAUUACUAUUUUGAGUAAUAAAAAAAAUGUGUUAGAAUUUUUAAAAAUCUGUUUGUACCUACCAGUUUGUACAUUUUACAAAAAAAUCUAGAGGUUAAAAUUGGUCUUUAGAAGUCGAGACACAAAAUGAGUGAUUACAUUCAAUUAGGAAACAAAUGCAAUACAAAAUCAUCAUGUUUUAAAUCAAACAUACAGUAGAUGUGUAGCGCUUAUUUAGUUCCAUUAUAUCUCUCAGCUUUAUGUGUCAAUUUCAGUGGAGCCAGUACUAUGUAUACAAUUGUGAUCUAUGCAAAUGUCAUUGUUUCAAUCUGUUUUUGUCUAUUCUCAUGCCUAUGUUAUUAUUAAUAUCUAAUUUAUUAUGUUGACAUUAUUUAAAGGCUGUGUACAAACUAUGAUUAAAUUAGUAGCUUAAUUUGAGAUUUAAAAAAAAAAAAGAUAUUUAAUACAAUUAUGAAACUGUAUUAACAUUUGAACUUCUCCUUAGUUUCUAUUUCCUUGGGUUUCUGAUACAAAAAGAUGGGUCUUUAAAAUUCUAAAGCAUCUGUAGAAGAUUUUGAAGUUGCUUUACUUAUAAUAUAUUACAAGUCACCUUAUUUUUUUGUUGCAUUAUUCUGCUUUCUGGACCUAGGUGUGUAAGACUUAUUGGUCUAGUAAUGUGGACCUAGGUGUAGGCCUAUAUAUAAGACCUAUAGGUCUAUAACUGUGGACCUAGGUGUAUAUAUGACUUAUUGGUCAAGAACUGUGGGCUGAGGUUUAUUGAUGUCUGUUUUGCUACUUGUGAAAUAUCAAAAGUUCAAAAAUGAAAACUUCUUCUUUAAAUUGAUCAAUAUAUAUAUAAUAUUUAUUUAUAUAGUUGGUUUGACAAUAUGAAGAAGAUACUGACAAAAAUUAGUUUAAAAAAACAAACCAAAUAGUGUAUACAUUGUAGAAAUCAAAUGGUAAGUAUGCAGUCCUAAACUAAAUCAUUCUGAAACAGAUAAUUGUCAAUACAAAUAAUUAAUUAAUGUUUCAUUUUUUUUUCAUCUUUCCUUUUUGAUGAAAAUAAAAUGUUCUGAUAAAUAAGCUUACAUUUCUAAAAAAUUCAUACUGAUAUUGAUGGUUCUAUGUUUAUGGUGAUAGAUAACUUGACAAUCCUUAUUAGAUUGUCAUCUUAAACUAAGCUCUGUCCUCCUGCAGAAGUUUAGAAUAGUGACAUCCAUUAGAUCUUGACUUAUCAUGUACUAUGUAAAUAAUGUGUUUGCAUGCAUAGAAUUAGGCAUAAGGAGGCAAAUGUUGCAUUACAAACAUAUGUUUUUGUGGGUGACCCUGUAAGGCACUGAGAUAAUGAAUUACACAUUUCAGUUAUUCGAACAACUUUGUUGCUUGUUGGAAUCCUUAAGACUUAAAAUUAUUCAAGCAAAAUUUCAAUCUUAGUGAAUGUUGUCAUUUGAAUGAGAUUAUAGUUGAACAUUCCUAGUGUUGAUGUUGUUGUCGCUGUAUAUAUUAAUACAUAUAUAUGAUACAUUUGAAUUGUUGCCUUCUAACAUAUCAGUUCCAGAUACAUCUGCUUCAACAUAUCAGUAUCAAUACCCAGGCCAAAUGUUCAUAGGUACAUGUCUUCAUUCUGACCUUUGUGAAAAUAAAAAUGCUUUAAGAAUUCAUUCUUUAUGAAAAUUGUUUUAAGUCAAUGACCAAAAAAAAAAAGCCUGAAGUGAUUCCAUGUAAAUAUUGCCCCCAUGUACUGCUGUAACUAUCUGCUUUAUCUACAUGAUGCCAAUAUCAAUUCAUAAUAAUUUAAUUUAUUAUCUUACAAUAUAUACUUUUAUAAACUUUUUUCUUUCAGUAAACUAUUCUUAAAAUUCAUAUUUUCAGAAACUACAAAUUGUGAAAUUUGAUGCAUUUUUUUUAGUUUUUAAUAGUUAUCAUUCAUAUUGAAGUUUAUUUAAACAUGUGUAUACAACAACAUGUAGACAAAUCCUUGAACAACUCUUGUAAAUGAUAUUGAAGUUAUACCAAUAAUUCUUGCUCCUAAGUCAUUCUGAUGACAUUUUUCAGAAGCUAGUUUAAAAAGCAUUUGGCAUAUUUUCAAGAACAAUCUCUUUCAUUGUCUGGUUUUGUUGAAUCAAAAUUAGAUUAACUCCUUAAAAAAAAUUGUUUGUAUAGUUUUUUUGUUUGUUUGUUUGAAUCAAUGAUUUGACAUUUAGUUACCUACAACCAAAGUAUUUAGACUUACAUAUUUUUGUAUUUCUUUUUAUAUGUAUCUUUAAUGGCCUUUUGAAUUAUUUAUUCUGAUAUAAAAAAGAAUCAGAUAAUCCUGUCAUUUUAUCAUCUCUGUAUCACUUCCACAUCAACACAAUUAUACAAUUGCAUUUUUUUUUAUAAAAAGUAAUAAAAAGGUGAAUAUAUUUA